Diospyros lotus (date-plum) is the source of this 1162-nucleotide messenger RNA. RefSeq names its product phosphoglycolate phosphatase 2. The transcript is spliced from 11 exons. Bases 66 to 977 code for a protein of 303 amino acids. The record is from RefSeq and is a predicted model, not a curated record. Gene Ontology annotation, molecular function: phosphatase activity. NCBI's taxonomy places the organism in Eukaryota, Viridiplantae, Streptophyta, Magnoliopsida, Ericales, Ebenaceae.
ACAGGUUGACGUUUGAACCGGCCGCCAUAGCCAGUGCCUGCCGCUUUGACUGUACUGUUGCAGCGAUGACGGGUCCUCCUCCUCCUCAGCUUCUCUCUUCUCGCGACGUCCGACAUCUCUUGGAUUCAGUUGAUGCUUUUCUCUUCGAUUGCGAUGGCGUAAUUUGGAAGGGCCAUAAGCUCAUUGAUGGCGUCGCACAGACACUGGACAUGCUUCGUUCCAAGGGGAAGAAGCUGAUCUUUGUAACCAACAACUCUACUAAGUCAAGGAGCCAAUAUGCUAAGAAAUUCCAUUCCCUUGGAAUUUCGGUUACUCAGGAGGAGAUAUUUUCCUCAUCCUUUGCAGCGGCUAUGUUCUUGAAAGUUAACCACUUUCCUCCGGAGAAGAAGGUUUACGUCGUGGGCGAGGAAGGCAUACUGGAAGAACUGGAGCUGGCAGGUUUCACAGGUCUUGGGGGCCCUGAAGAUGGGAAAAAAUCGGUGCAGCUGAAACCAAAUUGUCUAUUUGAGCAUGAUAAGAGUGUCGGAGCUGUUGUGGUUGGACUAGACCAGUAUAUAAAUUAUUACAAGCUACAGUAUGCGACCCUUUGUAUACGUGAGAAUCCAGGAUGCCUUUUCAUUGCUACCAACCGUGAUGCAGUAGGACACAUGACUGAUUUACAAGAGUGGCCUGGUGCAGGAUGUAUGGUUGCUGCCAUUUGUGGAUCAACUGAAAAGGAGCCUAUCGUAGUUGGGAAACCAUCUACAUUUAUGAUGGAUUUCUUAUUACAGAAGUUUCAUAUUUCUACCUCUAGAAUGUGUAUGGUGGGUGACAGACUGGAUACUGAUAUUUUAUUUGGCCAGAAUGCCGGUUGCAGAACUCUCCUAGUUCUUUCAGGCGUCACAACUCAAUCUAGUCUUCAAGAUCCAUCAAACCACAUUCAACCAGAUUAUUAUACAAGCACGGUGUCUGAUCUUCUCAAUUUAUCAGGGCCAUAGUGUAGUUUCCUUAUAGUUAUUCUUGUUUGGGCUCCGACAGCUGCUGCCCUUUGUCAUGUUUCAACUUACGGGCACACAUACUAGUAAUCCCUAUUGCCUUUUCAUAUUCAUUAGACAUAGGGUAAACAUUGAGUAGACAAUUGUUUAUUUUUGAAUUUUGCACUUUUAACUUUUUAUUUUUACUU